AUGUGCCAGCUGCGCCUACGCGCUGCGGUCGCAAUCGCCGGUGGCGUCAGCGCGGGCGGUGGCGGCCGUGGCCCAGGCAGCCCGGCUGUCCGGCGGCGGAGCGAAUGGGCGGUGCGGGCCGUGAGCUCGCGCGCGCCGCACGUGCUGGUGGACCCCGCGCCCGCCAGAACCAUCGUGGUGUACCGCAACGGGGACCGGUUCUACGUGGGCCGCAAGUUCGCGCUGUCGCGGCGCCCCGUGGCCACCUAGGCGCUGCUGGAGCAGCUGACAGAGCAGGUGGAGGUGCCCUGCGGUGCGCGGCGCCUCUUCACGCCGACGCGCGGGCGCCCGGUGAGCGAGCUGGACGCGCUGCAGGCCGGCGGCAAGUACGUGGCGGCCGGGCGCGAGCGCUUCAGGAAGCUGGAUUAUUUUAAUAUAGUUCCCAGCAAACCUGCAAGGAUGAGAAAGUUGAAGGAAAUCAAGCCGGUGGUUCAUUGUGACAUAGACGUGCCUCCCAGGUGGCAAACACCCCAUCGUUUAUUCCGACAAAUCAAUGUUUUCACAAAUGGAAGAUUAUUUACUCCACCUGUAAAGAUUAUUAUACCCAAAUUCAGCCUGACGGAGUGAAACUGCGUGCUGGCCAUGAUCGGAGAGAAGGUCUUUCCUCUGGGAGGCAUUCGAAAAUUAUUUACAAUGAAUGGGCAUCUUCCGGACAUGUACACACGAGCCCGAGUGUUCCUUCACACGACCGUUUUCUACUUUAAGGCUCCCUUCGCCCUGUUGACGGAUGGUGACCCCCCAGCAGUAAAGUACUCAGACAUUGAGAAGUAUUCGCGAAGAAAGAAAAAAGUGAAGGAUCCCAAGGUGAAAGAAACUCAUAAAUACGACAGCGUUCCACCCAAAGCACUGGAUUCUAUUUUUUACGCCAAAGAAGGAAAGAAGAAACCAAAGGCAGAACCUUUAAUCCACAGCGGGGCAGAUGGUGACGUGUAUGAAGCCCAGACUCCUAACAAGGAAACCCAAGGAGCACCAGAAGUUACGGGGGCCCCGGACGUGCAUGUGGAGGUGCCUGUGGCCAGAAACCAGCCGAGAUAGUGAACGAAGAGACGCGCAGUCAC
Messenger RNA from Orcinus orca (killer whale), 1097 nucleotides. RefSeq names its product doublecortin domain containing 2C (gene DCDC2C). The record is from RefSeq and is a predicted model, not a curated record. NCBI's taxonomy places the organism in Eukaryota, Metazoa, Chordata, Mammalia, Artiodactyla, Delphinidae. Gene Ontology annotation, cellular component: microtubule; microtubule organizing center. Gene Ontology annotation, biological process: intracellular signal transduction.